Sander lucioperca (pikeperch) is the source of this 1632-nucleotide messenger RNA. RefSeq names its product phospholamban (gene pln1). Gene Ontology annotation, molecular function: ATPase inhibitor activity. Lineage: Eukaryota; Metazoa; Chordata; Actinopteri; Perciformes; Percidae. The record is from RefSeq and is a predicted model, not a curated record. Gene Ontology annotation, biological process: negative regulation of ATPase-coupled calcium transmembrane transporter activity; negative regulation of calcium ion import into sarcoplasmic reticulum; negative regulation of heart rate. Bases 376 to 537 code for a protein of 53 amino acids. Gene Ontology annotation, cellular component: membrane; sarcoplasmic reticulum. The transcript has 2 exons.
CUCUCUCUCUCUCUCUCUCUCAUCGUGUUUACAGCCUCGGAGAGCGUUGCAUAUCUGACAUUUCUCUCUCAAACUCCAACCAGCUCUGUUCUCAUCCGAAAGCAGCAGAGAGAAGACAGAAAAGAGAAGAGGUCACUGUUUUGUCUUGUGUAACCGGGACUGAACCACUUCAGGCCACGCUGCUGAAAAAAACACCCAGACCUGAGCUCAUCUCCAGCUACCAGCAGCGGUUUGAUUCCCCUGAUUUCACCUCCUUCAAACCAGCCCGGACCAGCUCAGUCCAGCUCCGCUCGGUCCAAACAGGCCCCGCAGCCUGACCCAACUCUCUCCUCUCGUAAUCCAGCCAAUCAAAAAUCUAGCCAGCCCGCUGUCUCCAUGGAGCGCGUUCAGCACAUGACCAAGUCGGCCAUUCGCCGAGCGUCUCAGAUUGAGGUGAAUCCACAAGCCAAGAGGAACCUGCAGGAGCUGUUUGUCAACUUCACCCUCAUCCUCAUCUGCCUGCUCCUCAUUUACGUCAUCGUCCUGCUGAGCAGCUGAGAGCAGCCGAGCCAUACGCAGAGAGAGAGUUUGGCAUGGCCGUGCGGCUGCGGGCCAGGGUUUGGCUGAGAUAUGGGCUUUCUGAUUUCUUAUAAAGCAAUAAUAUUAGGGCUGCACCAUAUAUCGUUUUUUUUUUUUUUUUUUUUUUUUUUUUAAAUCAUCAUAGCAAUAUUAACUGGCGCAAUACAACACAUCGAGAAAGGCUGCAACACACAAGACGCUCUGAGAUUUGUUAUCAGUAGAAAACUGCACUUUAAAAGGUAACUGUCAUUUUAUAUUCCAUCCAAUGUUCAAUUUGUUCAAUACAAUGUUGGAAAUGUUGGAAAUGAUUUCCUUCCAUUUGUUUUAAAUUCAACAAGCAAUUUGUUGUAUUUUAGCAGAGACACUGAAAGCAGCAGAAAUGCAGAUCUGACUACACUUAGAUGUAAGUUUAUUUAUCCCAAGUAAUGUUGCUAUUACAACGUUAUCGUAUAUUUUCCUCAUAUCAUGCAGCCCUAAAUAAUAUCAACCCCAUACAUCGGCCUAACCCUGUUUGACCACAGCUGUAAAGAAGGAUCAUGGAGGUCAAAUGAAUCCAUGUGAAAACAAUAAUGGCCAAACCCUCUCAAAUUGUUUCUAUCAGAGCUGAUCAGGGAUCAGUUUCCCAGCCUCUCGCUCUCAAGGGAAUGAUCAACAGCUUAAACUUCACUCAUGUACUGUGUGUAUGUCAAUCGGCCUGCUGCUCAUUCAAAAAUAACACCCUGCCCAGUGAUUACAUUACAAUGUGUUGACUUAAGUUGAUUUACAAAGAAGACUGACUCCCUCCAUCCAAGGCACACUGUAGGACAUUGUCUCCUGCUUAAGUAUUAAUAGGUACAAUGUGUAUAAUACCGAAAUAUCAAUACAUCACUGUUUCAUUUCCGUUUCCCCAUAAACUCUGUCGCUUCCUGCAGCCCACCACCACCAGGAGAAAGAUAAACAUGCUGGAAAUGAAUUUUUUUUUCCAUUAGCAUUUUUAUGUCCUGUCCAGAGACAUGGCUGUACUGUCUGUGGCAUCAGGUUUCUGUAUUUAAAAACUUCUGCUGGCAUCUUGGCGGUUAUUAGAGCCUAAAAAUC